Molecule: messenger RNA, 4076 nt
Organism: Bombyx mandarina (wild silkworm)
Lineage: Eukaryota; Metazoa; Arthropoda; Insecta; Lepidoptera; Bombycidae
Product: ATP-binding cassette sub-family C member 4
Biological process (GO): transmembrane transport
Cellular component (GO): membrane
Molecular function (GO): ATP hydrolysis activity; ATP binding; ABC-type transporter activity
Source: RefSeq, a predicted model, not a curated record
AUGAAUGCUGAUGGGAGAACCGGAGAAAAUUCUAGUGCUGAGACGCGAAAGAAGCCCCAUAAGCCGAACAUUUUGUCUCGUUUAUUUCUAUGGUGGAUGUGCCCCGUACUUGUUAAAGGAAAUCAAAGAGACAUUGUCGAGGAUGACCUCAUAAUUCCGAAAAAGUCAUAUAAUUCUGAAAAUCAAGGAGAGUAUUUAGAAAGGUAUUGGCUCCAAGAAUAUGAGGCCGCGAUAAAGGAGAAAAGGGAGCCGUCAUUGUGGACAGCUUUACGAAAAGCUUACUGGUUGGGAUACAUGCCGGGAGCUAUCUACUUGAUAAUCAUAUCUGUCUUCAGGAUAAUUCAGCCGCUAGUAUUCGCCGAACUGCUUUCCUACUGGUCAGUAGAAGCAACUAUAACUCGACUAGAAGCAAGCUAUUAUGCUCUAGCACUUUUAGGUAUAAACUUCAUUAAUAUGAUGUGUCAACAUCACAAUUCAUUGUUUGUAGCGCGCUUUGGACUCAAGGUUAAAGUGGCUUGCUCAUCUUUAGUAUAUAGAAAGUUGUUGCGCAUGGACCAAGUAGCCUUAGGAGAUGUAAGCGGAGGGAAACUGGUGAACCUGUUAUCUAAUGAUGUUGCUAGAUUCGACUACGCAUUCAUGUUUUUGCACUACCUCUGGGUGGUACCAGUUCAAGCGGCUGUAGUACUAUAUUUCUUAUAUAUUUCUGCGGGAUACGCACCGUUCGUCGGCUUCUUUGGGGUUGUGAUUUUAAUUCUACCUAUACAAGCUGGUCUCACAAAAUUGACCUCUGUGGUCAGAAGAGAAACUGCUCAGAGAACCGACCGAAGAAUAAAAUUGAUGACGGAAAUUAUUAAUGGCAUUCAGGUUAUUAAAAUGUACGCAUGGGAGAAACCGUUCCAAGCAAUCGUCAAGGUGGCAAGAAACUUCGAAAUGAUAGCACUCAGGAAGUCUAUAUUCAUUCGGAGUGUUUUCCUUGGUUUCAUGCUGUUCACUGAAAGAAGUAUAAUAUUUAUAACAUGUUUGACAUUUUUACUUACGGGUAACCUUGUUACAGCUACUCUGAUUUACCCUAUUCAACAAUACAUCAGCAUUAUUCAAAUCAAUUUGACUAUGAUACUGCCUCUUGCCAUUGCAAGUUUGUCUGAAAUGCUGGUCUCGUUGGAACGCAUUCAAAAUUUCUUGGUGAAAGAUGAAAGAGAGGACGUCCAAAUAACACCAAAAUCUUAUGGAGAUGAUAAUAGAUUGAUUUUCAACAACAAGGCAUCGCUUGGCCCUCAAAACGAAAUUAUCCCAAAGAAAUAUUUAGCCACCGAUGGCCAACUUGCCUCAACAUUAACGAAUGAACCAGUGCUUUCAACUGACCCAGCCGUGUGUGACUAUCCCAUAGAAUUAUCUAAAGUAGACGCCACAUGGUCGUCAUCAACAGAUACUUCAGAAAUGACGCUAAGGAAUAUUACUCUCAGAAUAGGCAGAGGCAAACUUUGUGCUAUAAUUGGACCUGUUGGAUCAGGAAAGUCAUCCAUUUUGCAAGUUCUUCUGAAAGAACUGCCGGUUUGCGGUGGUAGCCUGAGAAUAAAUGGGAGGCUUUCCUACGCGUGUCAAGAGUCUUGGCUGUUCCCUGCUACUGUGAGAGAAAACAUUUUGUUUGGUUUGCCGUACGACUCACAGAAAUAUCACGAGGUGUGUAAAGCUUGUUCGUUGCUUCCUGAUUUCAAACAAUUUCCGUACGGAGACCUCUCCUUAGUUGGAGAGCGAGGAGUAUCCUUGUCAGGGGGACAGCGUGCCAGAAUUAAUCUCGCUAGGGCUGUUUACCGAGAGGCCGACAUUUACUUGCUAGAUGAUCCUCUCUCAGCAGUGGAUGCCAACGUUGGCAGGCAGCUGUUUGACGGUUGUAUCAAAGGAUAUCUGCGGGGUCGAACUUGUGUCCUUGUAACCCAUCAAAUCCACUAUCUUAAAGCAGCUGACAUUAUUGUCAUACUGAACGAGGGAGCAAUUGAAAACGUUGGUAGCUACGAUGAUUUGGUCAACACCGGAACAGAGUUUUCGAAGCUGUUGACUAAUCAAGAAAGCAACGAUAAUGAGAAUGGUCCGGAAAAGAAUUUCUUACGGGCUAUAUCGAAAAUAUCUACUAAGAGUGUUGAAGAUCCAGAUAACGAGAAGGUACAAGUGGAGGAAGAAGAGAAACGUGCCAAAGGAAAUUUGAAAUUCUCUGUUUUAUACAAGUAUUUGUCUGCAGUGAAAUCAUGGUUUCUAGUAUUUCUGAUGGUAGUCACAUUAGUUAUCACACAAGGAUGUGCGACGUUCAUAGAUUAUUGGCUGAGUUUUUGGACAAAUCAAGUUGAUGAGUAUGAACAAUCUUUAGCUGAGGGAGAAGAACCGAGCACAAGUUUGGACACGCAAGCCGGAGCGUUCACUUUAGGAGUAUACCUUUGGACUUAUGGCGGAGUCAUCUUAAUCCUCAUAGUGAUCAGUCACGUCAGAAUUUUAACUUUCGUCAUUACGACUAUGAGAGCUUCAUCUAAUUUUCAUGAUACCGUUUAUAAAAAGUUGAUUAUCACAGUUAUGCGAUUCUUUGACAUGAAUCCCUCAGGUCGUGUGUUGAAUCGUUUUUCAAAGGAUAUGGGUGCGAUGGACGAAUUCCUUCCGAGGAGUUUAUUUGAAACUGUUCAGAUGUAUUUAACAUUAUGCAGUAUACUUAUUUUAAAUGCUAUAGCAUUACCGUGGACGUUGAUCCCAACAGCGGUACUUUUGAUUCUCUUCUUCGUUCUCCUGAAAUGGUACUUAAAUGCUGCUCAAGCUGUAAAAAGAUUAGAAGGCACAACCAAGAGUCCAGUACUGGGCAUGAUCAACUCAACCCUCACAGGUCUGUCUACGAUCCGAAGUUCUAACUCACAAGGACGACUGCUACAAAUGUUUGAUAACGCACAGAAUCUCCACACGAGUGCAUUUUAUACGUUUGUUGGUGGAUCAACUGCAUUUGGUUUAUAUCUGGAUGCGCUUUGCCUAGUUUAUUUGGGAGUGAUAUUGACGAUCUUCCUUGUAAUCGACUUCAGUACUUUAAUUCCCGUCGGUAGCGUGGGCUUGGCUGUGAGUCAGUCUAUGGUGUUAACGAUGAUGCUGCAAAUGGCGGCUCGGUUCACAGCCGAUUUCCUCGGACAAAUGACGGCUGUCGAGAGAGUUCUCGAAUAUACCGAGCUUCCGAUGGAAGAAAACAUGUAUGAUGGAUCCCAACUUCCCAAGGACUGGCCUACACACGGUCGUAUUGAAUUUCAAAAUCUAUUUUUGAACUAUUCUCAAGAAGAUCCACCAGUACUCAAAGAUUUAAACUUUGUAAUUGAGAAUGGUUGGAAGGUUGGAGUAGUCGGUCGAACCGGUGCCGGCAAGUCUUCUAUGAUAUCCGCACUGUUCAGGCUGUACGAACUGCAAGGACACAUCAGAAUAGACGGAAUCGAUACCAACAUCAUCGCUAAAACGGAGCUAAGAUCGAAGAUUUCUAUCAUUCCACAAGAACCGAUUUUGUUCUCUGCAUCGGUGCGAUACAAUUUGGAUCCCUUCGACAGUUAUAGCGACGACGAAAUUUGGAGAGCUUUGGAACAGGUUGAACUGAAAGAGGUAAUUCCAGCGCUCGAUUAUAAAGUGUCAGAAGGUGGCAGCAACUUCUCCGUCGGUCAGAGACAACUGGUAUGUUUGGCUCGAGCUGUUUUGCGUUCUAACAAAAUCCUUGUAAUGGACGAGGCGACAGCCAACGUUGAUCCUCAAACUGACGCGUUGAUUCAGACGACGAUACGUCGCGAGUUUGCGUCAUGUACGGUGAUCACGAUCGCGCACCGACUCAACACGAUCAUGGAUUCUGAUCGCGUCCUGGUCAUGGACAAAGGAGUUGUUGCCGAAUACGAUACUCCUUAUGCUCUGCUCUCCGACCCCAAUUCGAUCUUCAGCUCGAUGGUGCGCGAAACAGGAGAUACAAUGAGCAAAGUCCUCUUCCGAGUGGCUGAAGAUAAACAUCUUGGUAGAAAUAAAGAAAAAUGAACAUAGAAUACUAUUUUUUUGCUUUAUAAGAUUUUGUACGAAUUAAA